UCAGGGGAUUAUCCGCGCUCGGGUAGGUUGAUGACGGUCUGCAGCGCUGAGCUGAGCGGGCCUGGGGAGAAGCAGUGCAUUUAAAACCGCCCAGGGAAGACACCGCAUUUACGAGCCUAGUUUUGUUUUUAGCUGCCUUCCUCCCUCCCUCCUCGCCCCUGGCGUGACCACGAUGACUUGGUCGAGAGGAAUGCAGCACCGAUUUACCUGAGCAAGUGUUUUCUUCUGACCCCCCCCUCCCCCCCACGACCGUAACACUUGUUAUACUGUGACUUCUUUUUAAUUUCAUUGAAUUGGAUGCCGUGUCGGACUGCUGCAGUUGCUGCCAUUCUGAGAGACACGGGAGGACUUCUUGCUUGUGUCAACUUGAGUGUUUAUGCUAAGUUAAGAAUAUUCCAGGUUAUGUAGGUAGGGAUUUCUCUCGGAUACACCUUCGGCCCGCUGUUUACAUGUUGUAAUUGGAUUUUCCAUCAUUUCCAGCAGCAGUAGCAGUAGUAGUACCUCAGGCUUUCCUCCCUCCUCCUCCUCCUCAUCGUCCUCCUGUUAUUCCUCCUUCCUCUGGUCGGAGCUUUUUGCCGGGUCGUCCAGGUUUGGAAGAUAAGAUGGGACUACCUGCUCUGGAGUUCAGUGACUGCUACUUGGACAGCCCCCAGUUCAGGGAGAGACUCAAGUCCCACGAACUGGAGCUGGACAAGACCAACAAGUUCAUCAAGGAGCUGAUUAAAGACGGCAAGGCGCUGAUCCAGGCUUUAAAAUGUUUGUCAACGGCCAAGAGGAAGUUUGCUGACUCUCUCAACGAGUUUAAAUUCCAGUGUAUUGGAGACGCCGAGACAGAUGAUGAGAUAUGCAUAGCCAAGUCCCUGCAGGAGUUUGCAGCAGUCCUACAGAACCUGGAGGAUGAGAGGACACGUAUGAUCGAGAACGCCAACGAUGUGUUGAUUAUGCCUCUGGAGCGGUUCAGGAAAGAACAAAUCAGUGCAGCCAAGGAAGCGAAGAAAAAGUAUGACAAAGAGACGGAGAAGUAUUGCGCAGUGCUGGAGAAGCACCUCAGCCUUUCAGCGAGGAAGAAGGAGUCGCAUCUGCAUGAGGCGGACAACCAGGUAGAUAACGUACGGCAGCAUUUCUACGAGGUUUCUCUGGAGUACGUCUUCAAGGUGCAGGAGGUCCAAGAGAGGAAGAUGUUUGACUUUGUGGAGCCUCUGUUGGCCUUUCUUCAAGGCCUGUUCACCUACUAUCACCAUGGCUAUGAGCUGGCAAAGGACUUCAACCACUUCAAGACUGAUCUCACCAUCAGUAUACAAAAUACGAGAAACCGCUUUGAGAGCACGCGGUCGGAGGUGGAGUGUCUGAUGAGGAAGAUGAAAGAGAAUCCACAUGAACACAAGAGUGUCAGCCAGCACACCAUGGAGGGAUACCUGUUUGUACAGGAGAAGCGCUCCUUUGUGUCUACCUGGGUGAAGUACUACUGUACGUACCAUCGGGAGCCCAAGAGGGUCACCAUGGUCCUGUUUGACCCCAAAUCUGGAGGGAAAAUGGGAGAUGAGGAGAGCUUCAUCCUUAAGUCCUGCACCAGGAGGAAGACCGACUCGAUAGAAAAGAGGUUUUGUUUUGAUGUGGAGGCUGUGGACAGGCCGGGAGUGAUCACCAUGCAAGCUCUGUCAGAGGAAGACCGCAGGCUGUGGAUGGAAGCCAUGGAUGGGAGAGAACCGGUAUACAAUCUGAACAAAGACAACCAGGCUGAAGGCAUGGCCCAGCUGGAUGUUAUUGGGUUUAACGUGAUGAAAAAAUUCAUCUAUGCAGUGGAGACUCGAGGAAUUGAUGAGCAAGGCCUGUAUAGAAUAGUUGGCGUCAACUCCAGAGUACAAAAAUUACUGAGUCUCGCUAUGGAUCCUAAGACAUGUGCUGAUGUCGAGCUGGACAACCCAGAGUGGGAGAUUAAGACUAUCACAAGCGCUAUCAAGCACUAUCUCAGAAUGCUGCCUGCGCCCCUCAUGACAUACCAGUACCAGAGGAGCUUCAUCAAAGCUGCCAAGCUGGAUAACCCAGAGGCCAGGGUGACAGAGAUCCAUGCCCUGGUGCACCGGCUGCCUGAGAAGAACAGACAGAUGCUGGAGCUGCUGAUGAAACACCUGGCGAAUGUGGCCAGUCACCACCAGCAGAACCUGAUGACCGUCGCCAACCUGGGUGUGGUCUUUGGGCCGACUCUGCUCCGCCCACAGGAGGAGACGGUGGCAGCCAUCAUGGACAUCAAGUUCCAGAAUAUUGUUGUAGAGAUCCUCAUAGAGCACCAUGAGAGGAUAUUCAAGGACAUCCCGAGUUCUGGAGGCGGUUCAGUCAACAUGCAACUCAACCUGCCAAGGAGGAGAAGCACCGAGAGCAAAGCCCCGUCCUGCAGCGAGAGGCCCCUCACACUCUUCCACACACCAACACAUUCCCAGAAAGGUGAAAAGAGGAACAGCGUAGUCAACGCCACAGUUGCCGAACUGCAGCAGCCCAUUUCUUCCUCUGCCAACUGCAACAGUAGCAGCAGUAGCAACAGCAGCAGCCAAGGUCGAACCCCGAGACACAGCCUGACCAGCAACGACGGAGAGCAGGACACCCGGCAGAUCCGACCCAGCUCACUGCUGAACCCAAAGAGUCGUAGCAGCAUACCAACCAGUGCAACGUCUCCCAGCCCCACCUCACCACGUUCUCCCUCCUGGCCGAUGUUCUCUGCCCCGUCAAGUCCUCAGCCAACAUCUUCUGCCUCCAGUGACUCAUCCCCUGUCAGUAUUGUUGGCAGGAAGGCUCGAGCGCUGUAUGCCUGCAAGGCAGAGCACGACUCCGAACUGUCCUUCAUCGCUGGGACCAUCUUUGAGAAUGUUCAUGCCUCCAGGGAGCCCGGCUGGCUGGAAGGGACUUUGGACGGCCGGACGGGACUGAUACCAGAAAACUAUGUGGAGUUUUUAUAGUCCAGGGUCUUGAAAGGGACUUGAACGGGGACUGGAGUUGACCAACUGUAGGUGACUAGAUUUGACUGCACAAGACUGAAUAGAGUCUAUUAGAUCAGACAUUAUAUUGGACCAUUCUAUGAUUGAUGAGACCACUCUUGUGUUGACUAGACUGGGAAUUGAAACUGGACCAAGCAGAACCAUACUGAAUGGACACAACACAUGAACAAAGUGGAGCUAACUUGGGGGGUGGAGGUGGGGGGGCAUAAACUGCACUGGAAAAAAAAGGUCCCACUCUGGUUCUGGGUGUUAUUGGAUUAGUGUGGAUGACUUCCCAAAUCCAGGGGAAAGUAAUGUGGUAAUGAACCUGGAAUGUGUGCAUGUGUGAGAGUGAGAGAUAGAGAGAGAGAGAAAAAAUAACUUGUAUAAAUGAGUUGAUAUUUCUGAGCUGUGAGGCUUAUGAUUUUUCGGCCCUUGCUUUAUAACUUCAAGCUGCACUGCCACUGCUUCAGCGUCUCCUUUUUUUAUCAGCCAAUGGAAAUAUCCUCCUGUGGAGAUGAUGACAGGGAACAUAAAACAAAGCAAGUGGCCUUUAACUUUGAACUCGAUAGUUCACCUCCUCACUGUGCGCUGUUUGAGUGAUGGCAAAUCGCAUUGGGGGACUGGAGCUUUUAAAGCCGAUUUAAAUGAUUGGGUUUUGUUGUACAGUUGUAAAUGUGUUUGUGAGCACUCGCUGUGGCGCUCUGGCAAUUCCCCAAGACAAGAAUCAACCUGGCUAAUGUUUCAGAGCUCCAGUUCAGCAGCAGGAGCCCCAGGGCAGAUCAGCACAGGAUGAGGUCGCCUUGAGAACAGUUCGCCAAAAGGUCAGCAUUGGGUUUAUCCUUAUUUAUAAUGCUUCUCCCCGCAGAGCACUUGCAAAAAAAAAAAAAAAAUGUGAAAAAUUUCAAACAAGCUCCACAAGCCGAUCAGCGGUUUACAAAGCAGUGUAGGAGUAACAACUGAUUCCUGCUAGCUAAAAUAAGCCCAGCUGUGAGGCCUCAUUCUGCUUCCCAAGCGUACGUAUCUUUGAUUGUUGGAAAUAAUUGGGUCCAGUAUCGUGUCUAGUGUCGAAUCAUGUUUGCAGUGUUUUAAUCCGUUCUAGGAAUUUUCAUUGACCAGGAUGCUGUAUUUCAUCACAUCACAGAGCUUCAAACAUCAAGUUUUGAUUGAUUAUAUAUUUUUAUCUUAAGCCUGGACUUUUUUUCCCCCUCAUUCUAACCAUCAUGCGGAAUCAAUCACUUCCUUUAUGAUGUAUCUCAUGACCCGUCACAAGGGUCUUUUUUCUGUUUUAAUGUAGAAUCAUAAACACAAUGAAAAUGAAGUAAUUAUCUGAAGCAUGGACAUUUACAUUUCGAUUGACUUUAGUUCAGUUUACAGCCAAGGCUAUCAUUCAUAGGUAAAUGAAAUGCAGAUUAGAUUAGAUUAGAUUAGAUUCAACUUUAUUGUCAUUGCACAUGUACAAGUACAAUGCAACGAAACGCAGUUGUGAUGUGAUGAAACUCAGAUAUUUGAAGGAAAGAGAAAUCAACAGUUUUUCAGAAUUGCUCAGAUUCUGUAUUUUAAAGCUGGUCUGCUUUGGGGUUUUAACGAGUGCCCUCAUUUCAUGAGCGAAAGCUGAACUUCUUGCUUGAACCACUUGGUGAACAUCUGUUUCAACUUUUCUGAAAAGCUUUUUGUUGAACUUUUUUUUUUUCUUUUGGAACAGAAUAUUGAAAGAACAUUUUAACAUUUUAGCAGGAAAAUCAAAUGGGAGAUUUAAAAAAAAAAACAAAAAACUUAAAUGUGAAAUGAGACUACUUUGUUCAUACCUGAACUUUUUAUUUAUGAGUUUCUUAAAGGCACAAUCCUGAACUGUAUUCAUUUUAAGAUGUUUUAUUGACAAUGUAAAUAUAGACAGCAUUUGAUAAGGUAUAAUUUUUUUUUUAAGUAUAAAGUUUUAUAUUUGGUAUUUUUAGCAUACUAACUUAAUUCCUUAAUUCCAUCUUUGUUGCCCAGAUUUUUGUAUCAUUUAAGUCUAUCUACAGCCUUAAAUAUUUUUUCCAGAUAUUUUGGUGAAUUGACAAGAUUGUGCUGAAUUAAAGAUUAAGUGUUCAACAGAUGUAACUGGGGUCUUUGAUUUCUGUUUUGGAUUUAGUGCCUGCCUGGCUUGAAUAUCUUCAUACACGUUGCAGAGCUCCCUUUGUAGGUUUUGUACAAAAAUAAAGUAGGACUGCAGCAAUAAAUGGAUUUGCUUACAGCUGCAAAAUAAAUUUGGGCAGUUUAGCAUCAAGUAAAGAAAACCGCUAGCUUGGCUCUGUCCAAAGUUCAGAUGUUCACCUAAUAACACAAUAAAAAUUUACUAAUUAUUACUGUACACAUAUUUUCUAACACAAACAGAAAUGUAAGAGCAGUUUGGGGUUUAGAAGGGGCUGUGCGCUCUAUUUCUUGACAAACAUCUGGUUGUAUGCAACCUCAUGAUGACAGAAAGACUGUGGGAAGUCAUUUCGCCCAGAUGUUGUUUGUAAAAACAAAACCAAAAAAAAAAAAAAGACUUUCAGCUCACAACUCAACGAAAGGACACAAAUUAUCAUGGUUGUCUUUUUGUUUAUGGACAGGUUAAAGACAUAAUAUAGCAACUGUUGGCAGCUCUUUGAAAAUACACCAGAACCUUUGACAAAGCCAAUCGUGCUUUCAGUCCUCACACUAAGCAAGGAUGAUUUCAACUCCAGCUUCAUACUCAAUGUAAGAAAAAAUGAAACAAAAGCACUUGAUCUAAGCAAUGAAAAACAGGGAACUUUAUUGUGUAAGAUGUCUGAAAUAAAGAGAGAUCAUCUGAAUUUCCACUUUGAACCAGUGAUGACAAAAACAUCAUCCAAGUUGUUACCAACACGAUGCCAAAUCCAACGACACACAUAACUGAAUUCAACAUUUAAUCAAAUAGGUGAAAAUAUUGACACUGACUACAGAGGAAGUGUAAUAUAGAAGUAAAACAAACUAUUGUUUUUUUUUUUAAACAAACUUUUUAUAUUUUUUGUUUGUUUUUACAUUGGAUUACAUUUACAUAACUGAAAUACGAACAUAACAGACUUCAAUGAAAGCCAUAGCCAUAUGUACCAGUGAAACAUGAUCUGCCCUUGAUCUUUAAAGAUAAUAUUUGCAUGUAUUUUAUACAAAAUAGACUUUAUCAACCAGUAUGAGGGUAGUGCAAUUCCAUCAGGCUCUGGUAGAUUUACUUUCACGCAGAAAUUCAACUUUUUUUCUUUUUGUCUGUUUUAACAUCCAGUAAAUCCUCACAUCAAUGUACAUUGGAUCCAAAGCCUGAACCUUUACAAAAAAUACCUUUCAAAUAAAAAGAAGUACUAGACGCUGGAUAAGUGCUACUUAAAAGGUAACUGCUUCAAUACUUCUGUUUGUUAAAACUUUUUUUUUCUCCUCUGCUUUGGUCACACUUAUAUAACGUAAAAACAUCCAGUCCGUCUCACCUUCUGUCCUCCGCCCCCCUUACAACUUUAAAACACAGUGAGCAUUCAUGUAGACUUUCCCAUCGACUCUUAGAAUUUACAUUUGCUUCACAAGACGAACAUGUUUAACACUUGCUAAUGUAUUCAACACGUCUACCUUUAUCAAACACAAACCAACAAA
Messenger RNA from Scatophagus argus, 6590 nucleotides. RefSeq names its product rho GTPase-activating protein 26-like. Gene Ontology annotation, biological process: signal transduction. The transcript is spliced from 24 exons. The coding region runs from base 603 to 2951 and encodes 782 amino acids. Gene Ontology annotation, molecular function: protein binding; GTPase activator activity. Gene Ontology annotation, cellular component: cytoplasm. The record is from RefSeq and is a predicted model, not a curated record. Lineage: Eukaryota; Metazoa; Chordata; Actinopteri; Scatophagidae.